This is a messenger RNA of Rana temporaria (common frog), 1417 nucleotides long. Its product is annotated as keratin, type I cytoskeletal 18-like. Bases 107 to 1351 code for a protein of 414 amino acids. The transcript is spliced from 8 exons. Gene Ontology annotation, molecular function: structural molecule activity. The record is from RefSeq and is a predicted model, not a curated record. Lineage: Eukaryota; Metazoa; Chordata; Amphibia; Anura; Ranidae.
GUCCCAGCUCCCUGCCCUGCGCGCUUCAUCUGCUGGAAGCGUCUGUAGAAAUCCCGACACACCUGUCCUGUCAUCACCGGUCCACAGGCGCCGCAACACGCCAGCCAUGUCCUUCCAAAUGUCUUCAGGGGCCCCCAGUUGGAGGAGCAGUGCCUCCAGCCAGACCGGAGAGUCCAGGCUGUCCGGGUCCCGGCUCCAGGCUCUGCGCUCCGGGAUGGACCUUCCGUCCCUGAGGUCCUCCAUGGACUCCUCUCUCCUCACCAUGCGCUCCAGCAUGGACUCUCUGCUCCAGAACAACCACCAGGAAGCCAUGCAGGGGCUCAACGAGCGGCUGGCGGGCUACCUCCAACGGGUCCGGGGGCUGGAGGAAGAGAACCGCAAGCUGCAGGAGGAGAUCGACGAACGAUCGGCGCAGAAGAGUUCGGUGGCCCGGGACUGGGACACGUAUCAGGCGCCACUGCAUCAGCUCCGCAAACAGGUAGAAGAUCUGAACAUGGACAACGCUAAGCUCCUCUUGCAGAUUGACAAUGCCAGAUUGGCAGCGGAUGACUUCAAAGUAAAGUUGGAAGCAGAACAAGCCAUAUGUGACGGGGUGCAGAAGGACACACAGGGCCUCCGCAAGAUGAUAGAUGACACCAAUUUCCAACGGAUGAAGCUGGAGGCUGAGGUGGAGGCACUGCGGGAGGAGCUGGCCCACCUUACUCGGGAUCACAAGGAGGAAGUAGCCGCUCUUCAGGCCCUCAUCGCCAACAACGAUGUGAAGGUAGAGGUGGACGCCCCCAAGAAAGGCGACCUGAACGACAGCAUUGCCCAGAUCCGCAGCCAGUAUGAAAAGAUGGCCGAGCAGAACCGCUUAGAGGCUGAAAAUGCCUACAAAACGAAAUUUGACGCUUUGUCCCAGGAAGCGAAUUCGAACACGAAAGCUCUUGAACAAGCCAAGAAUGAAGUGGCGGACCUGCGCCGUCAGCUGCAAGCUUUAGAGAUGGAGCAUCAGACCCUGCAGAAGACGGUGGAUUCUUUAGACCACGUCCUGAAAGAUACAGAAGAUCACUACGCCUCCCAGUUAAUGGAACUGAACCGAAUGCUUGCCCGACUCCAAGACGAGCUGGCCGCCUGCCGAUCCGACAUUGAGCGCCAAGUUCGAGAUUACGACGCCCUGCUGAACUUGAAGUCCAAGUUGGAGAAUGAAAUUCACGACUACCGAACGCUGCUGGAGGGUGUUACCGACAAAGAUGGACCCGAGACUCCGGGACAAGGGGCACCGAAAACGGUUCAGAAAGUGACAACAACCCAGCAGGAGAUCAUCGAUGGGAAAGUUGUGUCCUCAUCAUCAAAGGAAGUUGUUAAAUAAAAAACCAUUGUGAUGAAAGAUUGGAACUUCUGUAAAUAAAAACUGCAUUGCAAUUAUUUUUUAUUA